Salarias fasciatus (jewelled blenny) is the source of this 1961-nucleotide messenger RNA. RefSeq names its product tripartite motif-containing protein 16-like. The transcript is spliced from 2 exons. The record is from RefSeq and is a predicted model, not a curated record. Lineage: Eukaryota; Metazoa; Chordata; Actinopteri; Blenniiformes; Blenniidae. Gene Ontology annotation, molecular function: zinc ion binding; protein binding. Bases 294 to 1961 code for a protein of 555 amino acids.
AGACAAGAGAAGACAUGGACAAGCCGGCCCGUGAACAGUCGCCAUCCGGCGUCAGGCCGUCCUCCUGCCGCGGCUGCGGUGCACUGCUCUAGAAAGGACAGCUGCUUCGCCUGCUUCAGAUCUCACAGCUGAGGGAUCACUGACGUCUCUGAGCUGCAGGGGGCAGCAGCUCACCAGCAGAACCAGGGCAGACCAGCGUUCACAGGAGCAGGAAACCAGAGGAGGGUUGGACUUCAAAGCUGCUGAGUAGGAAAAGAAACUCUUCAAACACUGGCUGUUGUUGAGAGGAGGAAAUGGCUCAGGGAGGAGCUCAGCUGGAUCCACUAAAGUUCUCUUGUUCCAUCUGUCUGGAUCCCCUGAAGGAUCCGGUGACGGUUCCCUGUGGACACAGCUACUGCAGCAACUGUAUUAAAAGACACUGGGAUGAAGAGCAAAACAAGGGACUCUACAGCUGUCCUCUGUGUGGGGACAAGUCCUGGAGGAGGCCUGACCUGAAGAAAAGCGUCAUGUUAGCAGAGUUAGUGGAGGAUCUGAAGAAGACUGGACUCCAAGCUGCUGCAGCUGAUCUCUGCUCUGCUGGACCUGAAGAUGUGGCCUGUGAUGUUUGCUCUGGGAGGAAGCUGAAAGCCGUCAAGUCCUGUCUGGUCUGUGUGGCCUCUUACUGUGAGGAACACCUCCAAGGUCACUACGAAGCAGCUCCAUUGAAGAAACACCAGCUGGUGGAGCCCUCCAAGAAGCUCCAGGAGAAGAUCUGCUCUCUUCACGAUGAGGUGAAGAAGAUUUUCUGUCGCACUGAUCAGCAGUGUAUCUGUUCCCUCUGCACCAUGGACCAACACAGAGGCCAUGAAACAGUCCCAGCUGCAGCAGAAAGGAGGCAGAAGCAGAAGGAGCUGAAGAGGAGUCGACUAAACAUCCAGCAGAGAAUCCAGGAGCGAGAGAAAGAUGUGAAGCAGCUUCAGCAGCAGAUGUUUGCCAUCAAUGUCUCUGCUGAUGAAGCAGUGGAGCACAGCGAGGAGAGCUUCACCCAGAUGAUCCGUCUCCUCCAGAACAGAAGCCUUGAGGUGAAGCGGCAGCUCAGAUCCCAGCAGCAAACUGCAGUGAGUGGACUCAAAGAGCUUGAGGAGAAGCUGCAGCAGGAGAUCGCUGAGCUGAGGAGGAAAGACGUCCAGCUGGAGCAGCUGGCUCACACAGAGGACCACACCCAGUUUCUCCACAGCUACACCUCAGUGUCAGCACUCAGUGAGCCCACACACUCCUCCAGCAUCCAGACUGCUCCUCUCAGAUACUUUGAGGAUGUGGCAGCAGCUGUGUCAGAGAGCAGAGACAAACUCCAAGACAUCCUGAGAGAGACUGAAGAGGAGCUGCUGCUACUGCUACAACCACAGCCAGAGAGCAGAGCAGACUUCUUACAAUAUUCACAGCAGAUCACUCUGGAUCCAAACUCUGUGAACAGAGAGCUGAAAUUAUCUGAUGGAGACAGAAAAGUAACUUUAACAGAGGAAAUUCAGCCUUAUUCUGAUCAUCCAGACAGAUUCACUGGAUAUCUUCAGGUUCUGAGCAGAGAGAGUCUGACUGGACGUAGUUACUGGGAGGUGGAGAGGAGAGGAAUAGUUACUGUAGCAGUCACAUACAAGAACAUCAGCAGAGCAGGGAGGGGAAAGGAAUGUGGAUUUGGAUAUAAUGACAAAUCUUGGGCUUUAGAUUGUGACAUAUUUGACGGUUUUAUUUUCUGGCACAACAACAUCCACACUCCCGUCUCAGGUCCUGAGUCCUCCAGGGUGGGAGUGUACCUGGAUCACAGAGCAGGUAUUCUGUCUUUCUACAGCGUCUCUGAAACCAUGACUCUCCUCCACAGAGUCCAGACCUCCUUCACUCAGCCGCUACAUGCUGGAGUUAGACUUCAUGAUAACUUAUUAUUUGGACUUUCUAGAACCUCAGCAGAGUUCCUGAAACCUGAGUAG